Bactrocera latifrons is the source of this 488-nucleotide messenger RNA. RefSeq lists its product as uncharacterized. The coding region runs from base 123 to 461 and encodes 112 amino acids. The record is from RefSeq and is a predicted model, not a curated record. The transcript is spliced from 2 exons. Lineage: Eukaryota; Metazoa; Arthropoda; Insecta; Diptera; Tephritidae.
UAUAAAUUAUAUGCGCGAUGCAGUUUGUACAGAGCUGUUGUGAUGUGCGGUUCAAAUUUCUUUUGAAAAGAUUUAUACGCCGCCGUUAAACGUAAUCUUAUUAAAUACUUGGAAUUUGGAAAAUGGAAGCAUUAACACAUGCAUAUAAAAUGGAGCGGCAAUUCCUUAUGAAAUUGUUAUUUGUAUUGGGUGCGACAGCAUUGGGUUACAGACAGGAUGAUGGAUUUGUGCAGAACGUGGAUGACAACGUUUACUCGUGGUAUAUUUUGGAUGUAACGCGAAUAUUGCAAAAUGCCGAAAAUAAUAUUGUUGUUUCACCAAGCAAUAUAAAAGCGCUACUAAAAACACCACCGAGCAUGAAUUUACGUUUCGGAGUCGAUGAAAUGAUGCUAGGACAAAACGUGUCAACGAAACGAUCAAUAAUCUCGGCUACGAACAGCUUAAGCGUAUCGAAUGGAUGAUGGUAGAACGGCGUGUGAAUGUAGUAA